This is a messenger RNA of Ostrea edulis (European flat oyster), 2134 nucleotides long. RefSeq lists its product as uncharacterized. The coding region runs from base 475 to 1818 and encodes 447 amino acids. The record is from RefSeq and is a predicted model, not a curated record. Gene Ontology annotation, molecular function: hydrolase activity, acting on acid anhydrides. The transcript is spliced from 4 exons. Lineage: Eukaryota; Metazoa; Mollusca; Bivalvia; Ostreida; Ostreidae.
UUUUUGUUUUGUUUUAUUAUUUCAAUUUUAGUUUACGAUCAAAUAUGCUACAUAUCAUUUAAGUAUUUUUCUUUCGGCAUGAAAUCACCCUUUCUAUUAUUUCUGAACAAAGAGAGAUAAUCUAUAUUGAUCCGGGAUUCUUUAUCUCGCAGUCAUUUGUAUUUUUAUCGCUCGCACUUAGAUUCCGGUUAAUCGAUGCGUUUUUUUGUAAACACAUUGCCCAUCGUGAUCAUAUCCCAUGUCCGACUAUGAUGAUCUAUAGAGCGAUGGAUGAUUCUGUGUUUGAGGAGGAGGGCUUGAUAUAUUUCCUGUUAUUACUGCCCAGCACCCUCAUUGUCCUGGUGGCCUGCCUCAUUGUCAGAUGGCUGGGUCUCAAGUUUUUCCAGCACAAUUAGAAGUCGGCCAUUAUGACGAUGUAGUACACCUCCUUAACUUAACAGUACAUGUCCAUUUACAAUAGUGUCAGUCUUAAAGAUGCUGGGAAAUUUACCACAGACAGUCAGCAAAAUAUUUCAAAGAACAUCCCGUAGAUAUUGUACCAGUGUAAAAAUACCUCUUAGUGACAGAUGGAGGACAGACAAAAAUAUCAUCAUAAACACAUUCGCUCGUAAGAAGAUGGUAGCAGACAGAUACGGCAUAGAGGGAAAAUCCGCUGAUAAAUCUGCGACACAUGUAUCUAUGAAUCCACCUCGUAAAUUUCACGUCCCGAAAGCUGAAAAUGAGACAUUUUUGCAAGAAUACUCCAGGAGUAUUGUCGAUGGUCAGUACAUGACAAUGUUAGAAAUUCCUACAGUGUGUUCGCCUCUUCGAGUUGAUAUUGAUGUGGAGAAACUGGAUUCCUCUUCAGUGGUCCUCGGUGAAGAGUACAUCGAGCGUGUAAUGGGUCUUUAUGCAGAAGAAAGUCUAAAAUAUUUAGCGGAUUCAUCCUGUCCAGAAAAUGAAAACGUACUUACCUCGUACAUCAUGAAAAGAAAAAAGAACUAUGCUGUAGAGGGGGGAACUAAAGAAGGAAUCCAUGCAAUUUUUCCACGAGUGGUGUUUCCAACUAAUUUACACAACAAAUUAUUCCAUAUACCAGUGUCUGAAUCUGUACAGAAUGAUCUUUCAGGAGAGGAAGAAUUUAAAAUUGUGAUUGACCAAAUUGGUAGAAAUCCAUGGUUUAUGUUUGGGUCUCAGAAACAUUGUGAUCUUCACCCUUACACUGUGGAAUAUAUUUGGAAGUAUGGUGAACAGUUACUGCCAUUUACGUUGAGUUUGAAUUCAGAGAGUGAAAUUUUUCAUUGGGUAGAGAAAUUUUCUAUCCGGUAUAAGCCACUUUCUCAGAUAUCUGAAACAGCAAGCGAGGAGCUGAGAAGAGAAAUCCAACUCAUCGAAGAAUCAGGGGAAGAGGAUUUAAGUGUGUAUAAUUCUUUGAAAUCUAAAUCACCUUUAAAUCAGAUUCCGAUGAGGAAGACCAAUGAAUAUUUUGACAGUCAACAGAAAGUCAAUUUCACUAUUCUGACACCGCAGUUUAUAAAUGUGAAGAAUGUCUUAGAACUAUUCGAUGAAGAAAUUUCCGAUGCUUACAAAUCCUGGUCUUCCAUAGGUUUUGCAUUGAAACUUUUAUGCCACUAUAGCGGUGGAUGUGAUAAUGACUACAAAGAAUUGUGGAUUGAAUUUUCAAAAAAGUCUCGCAAAUUUGAUCAGGAAGAAUGUGAGAAAGUCUGGGUUUCAUUUAAUCCCGAUAAAGGAAAUGUGUUCAUGGCCAAACGAAUCUUGAUGAAGUUUGCUAAUCAGAGGGGUACCACCAAAGACAGAAAUUUAAGAAAUCUUUUAUAGAUUGUGACAUAUUUUUUAAUUUCAUUAAUUUGAUGGCAAUCGGAUUCUUAAUGACUGGGAAAUAUUUUUUUAUUUUUGUUUGGUCAUUGAUGGCAAUUGGUUUCUUAAUGACUGGGAAUUUUUUUAAUUUUUUUUCGUUUAGUCAUAAUCUCAUUGAUGGCAAUCGGUUUCUUAAUGACUAAGUUAGCAGAUAAUGUGUUUGAUGUUUUUAAGAUAUGUCAUGAAGAAUAUGUUAAACUAAGUUAAAACUAAAGUGAAUCAAUUUUAAAGUUAUGGUGUACAUGAUUUUAACAAUAAAUACAUGUACAUUGUUUAA